Messenger RNA from Pyrgilauda ruficollis (rufous-necked snowfinch), 1607 nucleotides. Its product is annotated as ubiquitin-conjugating enzyme E2 E2. Gene Ontology annotation, biological process: protein polyubiquitination. Gene Ontology annotation, cellular component: nucleus. The record is from RefSeq and is a predicted model, not a curated record. The transcript is spliced from 6 exons. Gene Ontology annotation, molecular function: ubiquitin conjugating enzyme activity. Lineage: Eukaryota; Metazoa; Chordata; Aves; Passeriformes; Passeridae. Bases 285 to 890 code for a protein of 201 amino acids.
GCGCGCGCGGCAGCGGCUGCACUUCUCUCCGGGCAGCGGGGGCAGGAGCGGCGGCGGUGGGAGAAGCAGCGGCCGGCGCUGCUGCUCGGGAGAGACGGGAAAGGGGAGAGGAAGCCGAGAGCGAGGAGCGCGGGGCAGCGGGCUCAUGACUCAGUGAGCGGCUGCAGCCCCUUUCCAGCCCCGCGCCCGGCCGGAGUCGGGGCGACCGCGACGGAUUGUCCCGCAGCUUGUGCCCGGCACCAGCGAGAGAGAGACCUGCGCUCGCCUGCAGUGCAGCAUCUGCCAUGUCUACAGAGGGGCAGAGAGUGGAUGAUAGUCCAAGCACUAGUGGAGGCAGCUCUGAUGGAGAUCAGCGUGAAGGUGUUCAGCAGGAACAAGAAAGGGAGCAAGUUCAACCCAAGAAAAAAGAAGGGAAAAUAUCAAGCAAAACAGCUGCUAAAUUGUCAACUAGUGCUAAAAGAAUUCAGAAAGAACUUGCAGAAAUUACAUUAGACCCUCCUCCGAACUGUAGUGCUGGACCCAAAGGAGACAACAUUUAUGAAUGGAGGUCAACUAUACUGGGACCUCCAGGGUCUGUAUAUGAAGGUGGAGUUUUCUUCCUUGACAUAACCUUUUCACCGGACUAUCCUUUUAAACCACCCAAGGUAACGUUCCGGACAAGGAUCUACCACUGUAACAUUAACAGCCAAGGCGUCAUCUGCCUGGACAUUUUAAAAGACAACUGGAGUCCAGCGUUAACCAUUUCUAAAGUUCUCCUCUCCAUCUGCUCCCUCCUCACAGACUGUAACCCCGCUGACCCCCUGGUUGGAAGCAUUGCCACUCAGUAUAUGACUAACAGAGCAGAGCACGACAGAAUGGCCAGACAGUGGACCAAGCGAUACGCCACAUAGGAACCUCCUCUAGGAUUUGCUGGACCUGUGCAAGCACAUUCACUAAGUGCAUCAAUAGCCCUUCCCUUCAUUCUUAUUUUUUAUUAAAUCUUGAACCAUUUUGUGACAAAAGGUCGUCCUUACUUCCCUUUUUUGUUUGUUUGUUUCAUUUUGGUUUAUUUUUAUUUUUAUUUGUUCUGGGUUUUUUUGGGUUUUGUUUUUUUUUUUUUGUUCUGUUAACUUGAAAGUUGUUUCCCUCAAAUGUAGACAGGGAAUUUUGGUUAUCAGUGCAAAGAAUGUUGGAUCUGUAAUAGUAUAGAGCUUUAUCAGAAAGCUUUGUAUUAAUGUGUGGGGUUGGUUUUUUUUUCUUUCAUGUGGUUUUGGGGAAAACAAACAAAUUCAGAAUUAUAUCUCAUUUCUACUUAAAUGUAGUGUUUAGGGUUAUUUUUUUGUACUGAAGUCUUUAAUGGUGGGUGCAUGCUACUGGGAACAAGUUUUGUAUAAAAGCUUAAAAUCAAGAAUCACUGUGCAUUACUAAGACUGUGUUUAUCACUAGCCUUCUGUUUCCCACACAAAAGGCUAUUGCAUUGAACAAAUUAAUAUGUAUUUUGAUUUACUUAAAAAACAAAAAAAAAAAAGUGCUUGUAAAUUUCUUAGGGACCUGCCACUUUUGACUGUGGAUCAGUUGAUGUACACUUGUAUUAUUAAAGCACUCAAUAAAACACUGUGGCUGAUAAA